Medioppia subpectinata is the source of this 194-nucleotide messenger RNA. The record is from the annotation of a GenBank genome assembly. Lineage: Eukaryota; Metazoa; Arthropoda; Arachnida; Sarcoptiformes; Oppiidae.
GGGCGGAGUGUGGACCCAUUGAGGUCAUCCCUAGGGUGGAAGUAGAGCGCAUGGUUAAAAUGCUGGCUAACAUUCCGGGCCCGGCAUCGAGGUUACCAUUAAUUGGCAAUUUGGAUAUGAUCUGGCACAAUUGCAACACUGAAUACGCUGUUGUCGACUAUGUAAUAAAAGGCCUGGCUAAGUUAUAUAGAAAA